Pochonia chlamydosporia 170 is the source of this 768-nucleotide messenger RNA. RefSeq lists its product as hypothetical. The transcript is spliced from 2 exons. Lineage: Eukaryota; Fungi; Ascomycota; Sordariomycetes; Hypocreales; Clavicipitaceae. The record is from RefSeq and is a predicted model, not a curated record. Bases 1 to 768 code for a protein of 255 amino acids.
AUGGAGACAUUAAAACAAUUCACUCGGGCUGUUCCUCCAAAGACAGUCCUCACAGCAACGGCUGCUCUCAUCGCCGUCUCAGGCACAGCUUACAGCUUCACUAUUUACAAGCGUCUCAGCCUCACAAAUCGCUCUCUCAUCACAACGACCGAGACUGUAACUGAUUCGUUCCGCACGUCGGCUACUAUUCGCAAUUUUGUCAAUCCGCGUGGCCAUGUCGCGUGUGAAGACUCGCGAUCAAUAGCACUUUCCGCACCCGCUGGAUCCAAGGUCCCGUCGGAGGAAGUUCUCUUGUCAAAGUUUGUGAAUGGUUUCUUUGGCGGACGGGUGUUUUCACUCGAGCGAAUUGGCCUGCAGCUUUUAAAUAGGCAGAUUGUUGCGCUCGAUGGCCUCGCACCAACUCCAGCACCACAACAUGUAAAACGCAUCGCAGACCUGCCUUCAUCACUGCCUUCAAUGCAUUCCAUCAUGUGGGGUGCGUUUCAAGUAACAGACCUCAAUGUUGGCCAGGACGGAUCCGGUAGCUUCAUUGAUUUCGUAUACGGCUCCAACAGAGGCCAAUUUGCUGGGUGUCAUCGUUUCACCGUCCGCAAAGUGCGCAAUGGUGCAGGCGACGACGAAAAGGUGUUGGUCAGCAUGGAAUGCAUUACCUGUAAUCCGACGGUGGAUAAGCCCAUCUGUGGCAAGUUUCUCUUUGGCUUUCACAAAGUCUAUGCCAUGAUGUUGUUUAGAGAUGCGGUAGGCGAAGUCAAGAGCCUGUUGGGUUGA